GAUAAAUUUCAAAUUAGAAGACAGCAAUGCUAUAGCUUCCAUCGGGUUCACUACACAAGGUAUAGAGUUUGCAGAGUCCCCCACUUCCGUUACACUAAGGAGGUCAGAUAGCCUAUAUUGGCCAUGCUCAGCCAAACCUAGCCCAGGGGAACCAGAUCAAUCAUUCACCUAUAGUUGGGCAUACUACAAUGCUUCUGGUAUCGCUGACAGUGUUCAACCUUCAACAUACUCCAAUGGCACGCUAUAUGUGGAGAGUAUGUCCAGUGAUUUUGCAGGAAGGUACAAAUGUUCAGCUAGCGGAGUUACAACUGGAGAUGUGAUCAAAACAGACUUGGUUACACUUGGAUAUAUUGAUGAUGCAUUCAUAACUAGUCCUAUCUCAGCCACAAUUGCUCCUAGUACCACAGACUAUGCAUUCUUCUGCUCUGUUGCAUCCUACCCCGCUGCCACCAUAGAGUGGAGAUAUGAUGACAAGCCAAUAAAUGAUAGAGAUAGUGAUUGGGCAACCAUCAACACCAGCGAGGAUGAACUUGUUGUGUCUACAACAUUGGUUUUAAAAUAUCCCACUCAUGCUAGAUGGGGUGAAUACAGGUGUUCUGCGACUAAUGACUACUUGCAGGUGCCUUUGCUUAGUGACAUUGCUGAACUCAAGAUUUCAGGUAGCCCAGGAUUCAAGAUCUCUCCACAGACAAGUGACGUAAAUGAAGGCAGCACAGCAAUGUUCAGAUGUGUAGGGAAAGGUAUGACAGAACCUGACCAAUACUGGGCCUUCAAACCUGACGGCAGUGCCACAUACAGUGAGAUAUAUCCCAACGACCCCAAUAAUAUGACGUAUCUAUAUGUGCACAAUGUAACAUCUGAUGAUGUUGGGUCCUAUAGAUGCAGUAUAAACAACACAGAUGGAGAGAGAAAUGCUGAAGCUAAUCUUACGCUAGUGGCCUAUGCACCUGUCCUUGAAGAUCCAAUAGUGAACCAGUUUGCCAAUCUUAGAGAUGCAAUCACAUUGACUUGUUCUAUAAGAGGGGCACCAUUGCCAGAAGCUGUGGUCUGGAGUAAGGUGAAUGGAGAUCUUCCAGACGAGAGCAGUACAGUCAUCAAGAGUCAGUUCAAUUGGCCUGAUAGGGUGAUCGGCACAUUGAAGAUAAACUAUGUUAUGGAGGAAGACCAAGGCAUAUACACAUGCUCUUCAAGCAAUUCAGAGGGCUCUUUCACUGAAAAUGUCACCCUUUCAGUAUAUGAAACACCUGUGUUCAGUACAGCCCCAGGCAAUCCUGUUGUUCAGAAUGGUGAUGAAGUGAACCUGCCCUGUAGACCAACUGGAAACCCAGCCCCAAAAACUCAGUGGAGACUUAAAGAUGGAGGUUUUAUGGACUUGGGGAGUGAGACUGACCAUUACCAAGUUUUUUACAAUGGGACUCUGCGCAUUAAGAAAGCAUCUCCUAACACACAUGGGGGAUAUGUAUGUUUCGCAGACAAUGAGAAGACAGAGAGGCAGGGAUACAUAUCAAAGGUUUUUGUAAAUUACGCACCUGUAUUUGAUGAUAACCAACCAAGCAAGUUAUAUCCCCACCAAGACCAGGAUGCAUUUGUAUCAUGUAAUGUAAAAAGUCAUCCCAACCCAACAAUCAGAUGGUACCGUGGAGAAUCUAAAUUGGGGCCUCUAGGUUCACCUGAUUAUCAAGUGUUCCCCAAUGGCACACUCAAGAUCUUUAACAUUCAGCCCCGCGAUGAUGCUCCAUAUUAUUGUGAUGCACAGAAUAGAGAAGGUGAAGCCGAGAGACGUGUAGAUGUAGAGGUUCGAGCUCCACCUAAGAUCAUAUUUAGUCCAAUAAGUCAGAUGGUUGAUGAUGGUGGAAUAGCCUUUUUAAAGUGUGAUGUUGCUGGACGACCGAAGCCUUCCAUAAAGUGGCUCUUCCAGGAUGCAGACUUACCCAGAGAAUUGGGUAAACUAUCUUCAAAUAUGGAGCUUUCCUCAGGUGACCUUACAAGUAGUUUGAGUGUGUCAAAUAUACGCCAAGAACAGUUAGGAAAGUACACAUGUGUAGCUAGUAACAAUGCAGGAACAGUUACUGCCAGUGCUAUUGUCCACACUCAGGAUUUCCCUCGAUUUGUUGUGAAACCUGAGGAUGUCAAAGUUGACUAUGGUAAUGCUGCCAGACUCUAUUGUAAUGGGACUGUCCACAUAAACGGCACAAUUCUAGCUGUUGAUUGGUUCAGAGACAAUGGUGAUUGGACAUACACACCUCAACCAGAUAACUCCAGUGUAGGAGAUGUGAAGCUAGCUGAUGGCAGCCUCAAACUAUCUAGUGUAGACUUUGGAGAUAGAGGGCGCUAUGUGUGCAGGCUCAGUACAAAUGCUGCAAGUAUCAAUGCAUCAGCCUAUCUGCAGGUUAAUGGUAAACCCAUACUGGAUAGUUUAACCAAUGAGGUAGAAUAUGCCGGGAAUGAGAUACAACUAGCAUGUCCCUCCACUGGUGACCCUUACCCCACAACCACCUGGACUGCACCCACAGGCUAUGAAGUGAUGAACAAUAACCCUCACUAUCGCCAGAUUGGGGAUAAUCUGCUCAUACAUGCCCUUUCUGUUGAGAGAGACUUUGGAAGGUGGACUUGUAAGAAAUGUAAUUCAUACGGGUGUGCUGAAGAUACAUUGAUGAUGACUAUAGUUGGAAAGCCCAAUAUUACACACAGUGUAGGUAGAGACAUUAACCCUGUGAAUGAAUCGUCACGUCGUGUAGCUAGAGAUGUAAACCCUGUGAAUGAAUCGUCAUAUCUUGCAAUCUCAUGCCCAGCUGUUGGCUUCCCUUCUCCUUCAUUUGAUUUCUGGGCUAAGGACCUAACAGGGGAGGACUAUUCAUGGAUACACCCAAAAUACCCUCCAGCUGACCAUGAAAUCAUCACUACAGAGACUCCACCACAACUGAGAAUAUUUGGAGGGAAUAAGCGCGAUGGUUACAAGUGUGUGGCCAAGAACAUGUAUGGCAGUGAUAUCUGGGAUUUGACAGCACCUAGGGCCAUUGCCCAGCCACUUCCCUAUACUAGUACCCCAAACACAGCUACAGUUGAUUGGGUGGAUCCAAGAGAGAAAAAUCUUCCUAUUAAACAUUACAACCUCAACUACAGACAAGGUGAUGGUACUUGGAAUUCAUUGAAUGAGAAUGUACAGAGUCUUCCUCACACUAUAGACAACCUGCAACCUUACACCCAGUAUGAGUACAUGGUCCAGCCAGUUAAUGCACUAGGGACUGGUUCCUUCUACCAUGGCUCAAAGGUCACUACUGAAGCUAUAGCACCCUCUAUCCCUCGCAACAUGGAAUGUGUGAUAGCUGACAAUGAUGGGAACAUUACAUGGAAUGCACCUGCAGAACUGAAUGGAAAUCCAGCUGAUAUCAUCUAUGAAGUGAAAUACAAUGAUGAGAAUGUUCAGAAUCCUACUUAUAAAUCAAAAACUACUAAGGAUAGGUCCAUAAGACUUGAUGACGUGGAACACAAACACAAUUACACUGUGAAAGUAAGGGCAGGCAACAGAGAUAUUGGUGAAUGGGGGCCAUACACCACAGCUUGCAAUCUAUUAGCUGUUCCUAUAGUGCCCAGAUGCGCCCCUACCCUCAAGGAGGCCAAAGUUAUGGGAGCACAUGAUGUUAAACUAACUUGGGAGGACAAAUGCAACACGUUUAAAGAUGGCUAUCGUGUAUGUUCCAAAGAAUCAGUAGAUACCAAGGACUGGCAGUGUACAAAUUACAGCAACCCUCAACAGCGUUCUCAGCUUGUGACAGGUCUUGAUGAGAGCACAGAAAAUAGCUUUGUAGUUGCAGCUCUGAAUGAUGCAGGCCAUGGGCCAUAUUCCAAUGAGCUUCAGGCAAAAACUGCUUAUGAGUUGUAUACAUGGAUGGGUGAUGGUUACUGGACGGGUGGUAGGAUUGCUGGUCUGGUGAUAGGCCUAGUGGCAGCGCUGUUCCUCAUCCUGCUAUUGCUGUUCUGUUGCUGUAAUAGAGGAGGAGGACCCAAGGUUGAGAAACGUGGUGGACUUAACAUUGAUGGUGACGUUGAUGGGGAUGUAGAAGCAGGUGUAGAUGGGGAUGUAGCAGUCAAGUCUGGAGGUUUCUGCAGCUGCUGUGUGUGUUGUAAGCCUAAAGAUCAGGGUGUAAGAGUGGACAGGUCAGGGGAAGUGAACCUAGCUAUGGAUGAUAUUGAUGCUGAUGCCAACGCGAAUGUCAAGGUGGAGGGAGAUGUGAAAGCCCCCAGGGUGAGAGUACAGAAUGAAUAUGCAGUCCCCAAUGUGAAGGUUGGAGAGAGGGCCAUAGAUGUAGACCUUAAUGCUGGUGAUGUGAAGGUCAAAGGACCAGAUGUGGAUGUUGGUGAUAUUAACAUUCAGAAAGAGGCUGAUAUUAAAUUAAACAAACCAAACAUUGAUGUUGACUAUGAUUAUGAUGUCAAAGCACCA
Molecule: messenger RNA, 4444 nt
Organism: Owenia fusiformis
Lineage: Eukaryota; Metazoa; Annelida; Polychaeta; Sabellida; Oweniidae
Source: the annotation of a GenBank genome assembly